Trichobilharzia szidati is the source of this 705-nucleotide messenger RNA. The record is from the annotation of a GenBank genome assembly. Lineage: Eukaryota; Metazoa; Platyhelminthes; Trematoda; Strigeidida; Schistosomatidae.
AUGUCUGACAAAUCAAGUGAACUUUUUGUUUUCAAUGGAAUUGAGGCCUAUUGGGCAAUUGCUCGUACACUACAAAUCAGAGGAGAGUAUAAACGUGCAUUAUACUACUUACAGUUAGUAUGUUGUAAUCUGAAUAAAUUAAUCAUUUAUAAUUCUAUUCACAUUAAGGCUUUAGAUGAAGAUAAUCAACAUAUAAAGUCGUAUUUAUUGAGAGCUUACUGUUAUAUGCAAUUAUUUGAAUUAGACAAGGCCUUGUCUGAUGUACAAACUGUACUACAAUUUGAAAAGAGAAAUCCUCAUGCAAUAUUAUUGCUUGGUGAAAUAUACUAUCUACGCGGUGAUUUUGAAGAAGCUUUAACAUCUUUUCAUCAAGGUCGUAUACUAAGACCAACUAUUGAACACUUUUUAACUGGUGUACACAAGUGUGAAGAUGCUAUAAAGAAUUCUUGUACAUCUGGAAAGUUGAAACUUUCACCUCGAUUGGAUUUAACCGAAUUUUAUUUAAAGGCAUUUCCGCCAUCGAAACGAGAUCACAGACAAACAAGAGUAGUUCGUAAAACUGCGAAAAAAGAUGAUGAUAUCCUUACCUGGCCCGCUCCACAACCAAAAAUAAUCAGAGAGAAAUUAAUGAAACAAACAUAUCCUCAUUAUAGUUAUCUGGAAUCUCUUUUCAAAGAAGAAGGUAAGUUAAAAAUUGGAUUAUAA